This is a messenger RNA of Cavenderia fasciculata, 417 nucleotides long. RefSeq lists its product as uncharacterized. The coding region runs from base 1 to 417 and encodes 138 amino acids. The transcript is spliced from 3 exons. Lineage: Eukaryota; Evosea; Eumycetozoa; Acytosteliales; Cavenderiaceae. The record is from RefSeq and is a predicted model, not a curated record.
AUGAUAGCACAAGGAAUAGAUCAACAACACUUGAAUGCAUUAAAAGAAAGUAAUGUGUUUAAUAAUGUGGCAACAGAUGCUCAGAGAAAAAUCGAUGAAUAUGUUAGAGGUGUCAUUGACGAACAAGGUCAAACUCCCAUUCCACCAGUAGAAAGAGGUUGGAAAAAGGUUGGCACCGUUAAAGAUAUCGACUCUGUUAUGGAAAAGUAUCCAGUCACCAAAUACAAGUAUGGUAGUUCAUACAAUACAAAAUCAAUUGAAUCACUUGUCGUAUCAACUUGGAAUAGAGGUUUAAGAAUCACUCACAAGAAACCAUAUGUAAUGGGUGAUAAUGCUACUGAUUUUCAAUAUGGUUUCGCUGGUUGGACAUUUGGUAUCAUUCAUACAAUGCUCUCAACUCUUCUGGUCAUAUGGUAA